AUGGGGGAAAAGGCUGUAAGGUCUAGGAACGGUUGCAAAUCGUGUAAGCGUUUGAAGAUCAAAUGCGAUCAAUUGAAGCCAAGAUGUCAAAACUGCAUGAAAAGAAAUAUAGAAUGUUGUGACUACUCUCUAAAAUUACACUGGGGAGGCAGGCCUUACAAAGAUGCAACCAAGAAAGUAGCCAAAAUACCAAAUACUAAACUAGUAGAUGGCGUAGUAACAAUUAAGCCGCUUAGGCGUAAGACCGGAGGGAUUAAUACCAAGAGUGGACAAAUGGUUUCGUUAAAACAAUUUUUUAAGGAUGACGGUGGAAGCGAGCGAAUUUAUACUGAUGCGUCUACUCCUGACGAUGCGACGAAUAUGGCACAACCAUCGAUGACUUUUAGAAGUCCAGUCGACGAUAUAACCAGAAAUAUCCUAUUCGAUCCAAUGCCCUUUAUACAACUACAUGGAUUACAUCUACCUUCUCCUUUGCCAGAUGUGCUUUCUUCAUCUACAUACUUCAUGAAUCUCUUUGAAUUCUAUUUGAAGGAAACCUGCCACUUGCUUGUUCCUGUGCCUCGCGAAUUGUACAAAAAGAAUCCUUUCUAUGUUGUUCUUCCACAGAUUGCAAUGCACAAUCAUACUUUAUUGUACCUGCUACUUGCGUUUGGAGCGAAUCAUCGAAACAUGAUGUUUGCGCAAUCAACUUCCGCUAUCGAUGUUUUAACAGAGCAGCCGUUGAUACAGCUCACGUCUUUUUCGAAAGAAUGGAACCUUUUCGACUUUUUUCCACUGGAUAGCUAUACUGAUGAUCGUUUCUCAUCUGUAUCCAGUAAUGCUCUGAUAGACACUCUUCUUUCCAAUGUAUUAAAAGAGCUGGUUAAGAAAUUAAAAGAUGAAAAGGAAAGGAAAAGCGAUGGUACAUUAGCUACAGUAAUGAUGUUAGCAGCCUAUGACAUAUUCUUUAGCGAUAAACGGCGAAAAUGGAGAGCACAUGUUUAUGGCGCUAGAAACCUGAUGAAAGAGAGAUUAUGUACAUCACAAGAAGAGGCAUUGACAAUCAUUGAUAUUGUCGACAAAACCGAUGCUAGAUUUUUCUUGCAAAGAUGGUUCACAUACGUUGACAUAAUCGGAUCUUUGUCCUCAACCAAUCGAGUUAUAACGACAGAGAAAUUAAGUUCUUUGAAAUAUGAGUUCAAGCAUUAUAAAGAAGUUGGUAAUGAAAGGAAACUGGCACUCAACGAUAUUGAAUGUAGCACCGGCAUGGAACCAAAAGUGCUUUCGCUAUUAGCUGAUGUUUCUUGGAUAAUUAGCGAAAGAGAAAGGCUAUCAGAAACUGACAAUGAAACGGAUGACAUUCCUACGGAUCUCUUGUUACAGAUGUUGGAACUGGAUUACAAAAUAACCAAACACCUUGAAGAGUCGGAAGUACAGAGGGAUAAGGUUUAUCACCUUUUUUUUAGUGAACAGCCUGUAACAGAAAUGCACAAUUCUAAAAUAUACGAUGGAUACAGUAUACUCCGAGCUACAAACCUUAUUUUUGGUCUCACGGGAUCUCUUCAGCUAAAAAGAAGGGCAUUGAACAUGCCUUUGCAAAGUGUUAUUGUGAAAGAUCUACUGCUUAGAAUUACUACUAUUGUUGAUAAGUACAUUCCAUUGGCAAGCUCUUCCACCAGCUGUGUCAUUUUUUGUCUUUUUUGCUGUGGUUGCGAUUUAUUGGACAAGUCAAUGAUAAAACACAGAUCAGUGUAUAUGGAUAGAAUAGAAGCACUUAACCAACGGGGCAUUAGUAGUGCGGGUAUGGCUAAACGUUUGAUGCAGCAAUGUUGGGCACAAAAUAAAUGCUGGUGGGACUUGUUAAAAGAAAAUAAUCUAGAUGUUACAUUUGCUAUAUAA
Molecule: messenger RNA, 1878 nt
Organism: Zygotorulaspora mrakii
Lineage: Eukaryota; Fungi; Ascomycota; Saccharomycetes; Saccharomycetales; Saccharomycetaceae
Product: Zn(II)2Cys6 transcription factor
Exons: 1
Coding region: 1-1878 (625 amino acids)
Biological process (GO): positive regulation of transcription by RNA polymerase II
Cellular component (GO): nucleus
Molecular function (GO): DNA-binding transcription factor activity, RNA polymerase II-specific; zinc ion binding; transcription cis-regulatory region binding
Source: RefSeq, a predicted model, not a curated record